Molecule: messenger RNA, 2352 nt
Organism: Nannizzia gypsea CBS 118893
Lineage: Eukaryota; Fungi; Ascomycota; Eurotiomycetes; Onygenales; Arthrodermataceae
Product: elongation factor G 1
Exons: 5
Coding region: 1-2352 (783 amino acids)
Biological process (GO): mitochondrial translational elongation
Cellular component (GO): mitochondrion
Molecular function (GO): GTPase activity; GTP binding; translation elongation factor activity
Source: RefSeq, a predicted model, not a curated record
AUGAGGGCUCACACCUUGAUGCGACGGCCAGUCCGCGCGUUCACGAAUCUUUCACGCACUUCAAUUCGAUUGCAAUCCACGACACCUUUUGCCCAACGAUGCCUCUUCACUACUCCACUCACUUCCAGCAACACCUCCGUACCCCGGUUUCCGCUGAGCGGACGAUGGGUGCCCCGGAGGUGUCUAGCAACUGCAGCAGAAAUCCUUGAACAAGCUGCGAACCCUGAGGAACUUACAGAAGCCACAAUUAUAGAAAAUAUGAAGCCAGAUGAAAUAAAGCACAUGUCUCGCAUGCGAAACAUUGGAAUUGCUGCACACAUUGACAGCGGAAAAACUACUUCGACGGAGCGAGUCUUAUUCUAUACCGGACGUAUCAAGGCUAUCCAUGAAGUCCGUGGCCGUGAUUCUGUUGGCGCAAAGAUGGACUCUAUGGACCUCGAGCGUGAGAAGGGUAUUACAAUUCAGUCAGCUGCUACCUUUUGUGACUGGGUCAAGAAGGAGAAUGGCAAGGACGAAACCUACCACAUCAACUUGAUCGACACUCCCGGGCACAUCGAUUUCACUAUUGAGGUUGAAAGAGCCCUUAGAGUUCUUGACGGUGCCGUUUUGAUUCUUUGUGCUGUCUCCGGAGUUCAGUCGCAGACAAUGACCGUUGAUCGACAAAUGAGACGAUACAACGUUCCCCGAAUCUCGUUCAUUAAUAAAAUGGAUCGUAUGGGCGCAAACCCUUUCAAAGCUGUAGAUCAAAUCAACCAGAAGCUGAAGAUCCACGCUGCUGCCGUGCAGGUGCCAAAUUGGAAGAGAAGACCAGUUCAAGGGUGGUCAAACGGUGAAAUCAUCGUUGAGAAGGAUGAAAUUCCGGAAGAUCUCCUCGAUGUUGUUCAGGAGAGACGAAACAAGCUGAUUGAAACUCUCGCCGAUGUUGACGAUGAGAUUGCGGAAAUAUAUCUCGAUGAGAAAGAGCCAACUCAGGAGCAGAUCAAGGCUGCUAUCCGCAGAGCGACCAUCUCUCUAAAGUUUACCCCGGUUUUUAUGGGAUCUGCUUUAGCCGAUAAAUCCGUUCAACCUAUGCUGGAUGGUGUCUGCGACUAUCUCCCCAGCCCUGCAGAAGUUCCCAAUUUGGCUCUUGACCAGAAGCGAAACGAGGCUAAUGUUAAACUUGUUCCAUAUGCUGACCUUCCUUUUGUUGGACUGGCCUUCAAGCUUGAAGAGAGCAACUUCGGUCAGCUUACCUAUAUUCGCGUAUACCAAGGUACCCUGCGAAAGAGUAUGAACGUAUUCAAUGUGAAGAACAACAAGAAAAUCAAGGUUCCGCGAAUUGUACGAAUGCAUUCCAACGAGAUGGAAGAAGUUUCGGAGAUUGGCCCCGGUGAAAUUUGCGCUGUCUUUGGUGUUGAUUGUGCCUCUGGCGAUACGUUUACAGACGGAAAACUGGGAUACACCAUGUCUUCCAUGUUCGUGCCUGAGCCUGUCAUUUCAUUAUCCAUCAAGCCGAAGAGCUCAAAGGACCUCGCAAACUUUUCUAAGGCUAUCAAUCGUUUCCAGCGAGAGGACCCUACAUUCCGUGUUUACUUCGAUGCAGAGAGUGAGGAAACUGUUAUCUCAGGAAUGGGUGAAUUGCAUCUUGAUAUCUAUGUUGAGCGCAUGCGCCGUGAAUACCGUGUCGACUGCACUACAGGACGACCAAGAGUGGCAUACCGUGAAGCUCUCGGAAAACGAGUCGAAUUCGACCACCUUUUGAAGAAACAGAGUGGUGGCCCUGGUGACUAUGCCCGUGUCGUUGGUUGGUUAGAGCCAUCUCCAAAACUUGAAGUCAACGAGUUCGAGGAACAAAUCGUUGGUGGCAGCAUUUCAGAGAAGUUCUUGUAUGCUUGCGAGAAAGGUUUCAACUUGGCCUGCGACAAGGGUCCUUUGAUCGGCCACAAAGUCCUGGGAACUAGGAUGGUCAUCAACGACGGUGCCACCCAUAUGACUGACUCUUCAGAAAUGGCAUUCAAGAUUGCAACUCAACAAGCCUUCAGGAAGGCUUUCAAAGAGGCCGAGCCCCAUAUUCUAGAGCCUCUUAUGAAGACUGUUAUUACUGCCCCAACGGAAUUCCAGGGUGAUAUCAUUGGCCUCCUGAACAAACGCAAUGCCAUCAUUAAUGAUACUGAGACAGGUGUUGAUGAAUUCACUAUCUUCGCUGAUUGCAGCUUGAACAGCAUGUUUGGCUUCAGCAGUCAUUUGCGAGCAGCCACCCAGGGUAAGGGUGAAUUUACCAUGGAGUUCAGUCAUUACGAAAAGGCCCCAGGGCAGCUCCAGAAAGAACUUGUUGCUGAAUACGAGAAGGCUCAGGCUGCACGACACAAGUAA